Lontra canadensis (Northern American river otter) is the source of this 6114-nucleotide messenger RNA. RefSeq names its product transcription factor 20 (gene TCF20). Lineage: Eukaryota; Metazoa; Chordata; Mammalia; Carnivora; Mustelidae. The record is from RefSeq and is a predicted model, not a curated record. The transcript is spliced from 6 exons. Gene Ontology annotation, biological process: regulation of transcription by RNA polymerase II. Gene Ontology annotation, cellular component: nucleus. The coding region runs from base 97 to 5964 and encodes 1955 amino acids.
CCGCUCCCUCCCCUCCCGCCCCCGGCCGAGGCCGAGGGACCGGGCGGGGGGCCCCUGCAGGAGGGCUGUUGGCCUGCUGCCGUGCUGCUGAACAGUAUGCAGUCCUUCCGGGAGCAAAGCAGUUACCACGGAGACCAGCAGAGCUACCCGCAGGAGGUACACAGCUCAUCCCGGAUAGAAGAGUUCAGCCCGCGUCAGGCCCAGAUGUUCCAGAAUUUUGGGGGUGCAGGCAGCGGCGGCGGCAGCAGCAGCAGCAGCAGCGGCGGUGGGCGACGAGGCUCGGCGGCUGCGGCAGCGAUGGCUAGCGAAACCUCUGGCCACCAGGGCUACCAGGGCUUCAGGAAAGAGGCUGGAGACUUCUACUACAUGGCAGGCAGCAAAGACCCCGUGACAGCAGGAACCCCGCAGCCGCCGCAGCGAAGGCCUUCGGGGCCCGUGCAGAGCUACGGACCGCCCCAGGGGAGCAGCUUUGGCAAUCAGUAUGGGAGCGAGGGGCACGUGGGCCAGUUUCAAGCCCAGCACUCGGCCCUCAGUGGGGUGUCCCACUAUCAGCAGGAUUACACGGGGCCUUUCUCUCCAGGGAGCGCUCAGUACCAGCAGCAAGCUUCCAGCCAGCAGCAGCAGCAGCAGGUGCAGCAGCUGAGACAGCAGCUCUACCAGUCCCACCAGCCUCUGCCACAGGCCACCGGCCAGCCGGCGUCCGCGUCGUCCCAUCUGCAGCCGAUGCAGCGGCCCUCCGCUCUGCCGUCGUCCGCUUCCGGGUACCAGCUGCGGGUCGGCCAGUUUGGCCAGCACUACCAGUCCUCCGCCGCCUCCUCGUCCUCCUCCUUCCCUUCGCCGCAGCGUUUCAGCCAGUCCGGCCAGAGCUACGAUGGCAGCUACAGCGUGAAUGCGGGCUCCCAGUACGAGGGACACGGCGUGGGUUCUAACGCGCAGGCGUACGGCACGCAGUCCAACUACAGCUAUCAGCCUCAGUCUGUGAAGGGCUUCGAGCCGGCCAAGGUUCCCCAGGGGACGCAGCAGGGGCAGGCGCCCGCGCAGCCGCCGCAGCCCCCGCCGCAGCACGUGAUGCAGUACACGAACACCGCCACCAAGCUGCCCCUGCAGGCCCAGGUGGGGCAGUACAGCCAGCCCGAGGUUCCGGUGCGGUCCCCGAUGCAGUUCCACCAGAACUUCAGCCCCAUCUCCAACCCUUCCCCCGCGGCCUCUGUGGUGCAGUCUCCAAGCUGCAGCUCCACCCCGUCCCCCCUGAUGCAGAGCGGGGAGAACCUGCAGUGUGGGCAGGGCAGUGUGCCCAUGGGUUCCAGAAACCGAAUUUUACAGCUAAUGCCCCAGCUGAGCCCGACGCCCUCCAUGAUGCCCAGUCCUAACUCGCACGCCGCAGGCUUCAAAGGGUUUGGCCUAGAAGGAGUGCCGGAAAAGCGGCUGACAGACCCCGGCCUGAGUAGUUUGAGCGCCCUGAGUACGCAGGUGGCCAAUCUUCCUAACACCGUUCAGCACAUGCUACUUUCCGAUGCCCUGACACCUCAGAAGAAGACCUCCAAGAGGCCCUCCUCCUCUUCGAAGAAAGCGGACAGCUGCACAAACUCCGAAGGCUCCUCCCAGCCUGAGGAGCAGCUCAAGUCCCCUAUGGCCGAGUCGCUGGACGGAGGCUGCUCGAGCAGCUCCGAGGACCAAGGCGAGCGGGUGAGGCAGCUCAGUGGCCAGAGCACCAGCUCGGACACCACCUACAAGGGCGGGGCCUCCGAGAAAGCGGGCUCUUCCCCGGCGCAGGGCGCUCAGAGCGAGGCCCCCAGACUCAGUGCCAGUCCCGCGGCCAGAGAAGAGGCCGCCUCGCCUGGGGCUAAGGACACACCGCUGUCGUCCGAGGGCAACCCCAAAGUCAACGAGAAGACGGUUGGGGUGAUUGUCUCCCGGGAAGCCAUGACAGGACGGGUCGAAAAACCUGGUGCACAAGAUAAAGGCUCCCAGGAGGAGGAUCCCACAGCCACGCAGAGGCCACCCAGCGCUGGAGGGCCAAAGGAGACCAGUCACCCGUCGGUCCCACAGCCAGAGCCCCCGGGGGGAGGGAGCAAAGGAAACAAGAAUGUAGAUAAUAACUCCAACCACAAUGGAGAGGGAAACGGCCAGGGCGGGCACUCGGCGGUGGGCCCCGGUUUUACAGGCAGGAGCGAGGCCGGCAAAUCUCCCGGCAGCCUGCGCUAUAGUUACAAAGACAGUUUCGGGUCAGCCGCGCCGAGAAACGUCAGUAGCUUUCCUCAGUACCCUACAGGACAAGAUAAGGGGGACUUCGCUGGCCACGGGGAGCGCAAGGGGAGGAACGAGAAGUUCCCCAGCCUGCUACAGGAAGUGCUUCAGGGCUACCAUCACCACCCGGACAGGAGGUACUCCAGGAGCGCGCAGGAGCAUCAGGGCAUGGCGGGGGGCCUGGAAGCAGCCACGAGGCCUAAUGUCUUAGUCAGUCAAACCAAUGAGUUAGCUAGCAGGGGCCUCUUGAACAAGAGCAUCGGGUCCCUAUUAGAAAACCCGCACUGGGGCCCUUGGGAGAGGAAGUCAAGCGGCACGGCUCCCGAAAUGAAACAGAUCAAUUUGGCUGACUAUCCGAUUCCCAGAAAGUUUGAAAUAGAGCCUCAGUCAUCGGCCCAUGAGCCCGGGGGUUCCCUCUCUGAAAGAAGAUCCGUGAUCUGUGACAUUUCUCCACUAAGACAGAUUGUCAGGGACCCGGGGGCGCACUCACUGGGACACAUGGGUACCGACACCAGACUUGGGAGGAGUGAUCGGCUCAAUCCAAGUUUAAGUCAGUCGGUCAUUCUUCCCGGUGGGUUGGUAUCCAUGGAAGCGAAGCUGAAAUCCCAGAGCGGGCAGAUAAAAGAGGAAGACUUUGAACAGUCCAAAUCUCAAGCUAGCUUCAACAACAAGAAAUCCGGAGACCACUGCCACCCUGCCAGCAUCAAGCACGAGUCUUACCGAGGCAACGCCAGUCCUGGAGCCGCUCACGAUUCCAUCUCAGACUAUGGCCCCCAAGACAGCAGACCCACGCCGAUGCGGCGGGUUCCUGGCAGAGUCAGUGGCCGGGAGGGCAUGAGGGGUCGGUCCCCUUCGCAGUAUCAUGACUUCUCAGAAAAACUGAAGAUGUCUCCUGGGAGGAGCAGAGGCCCAGGGGGAGACCCUCAUCACAUGAACCCACACAUGACCUUUUCGGAGCGGGCCAACCGGAGUUCUUUACACGCUCCCUUCUCUCCCAACUCAGAAAGCCUGGCCUCUGCUUACCACGCCAACACUCGGGCUCAUGCUUAUGGGGACCCCAACGCAGGUUUGAAUUCUCAGCUCCAUUAUAAGAGACAGAUGUACCAACAGCAGCAAGACGAGUACAAAGACUGGAGCAGCAGCUCUGCUCAGGGAGUGAUCGCCGCCGCGCAGCACAGGCAGGAGGGACCACGGAAGAGCCCGAGGCAGCAGCAGUUUCUUGACAGAGUGCGGAGCCCUCUGAAAAACGACAAAGAUGGUAUGAUGUAUGGCCCACCAAUGGGGACUUACCAUGACCCCAGUGGUCAGGAAGGGGGGCGCUGCCUCAUGUCUGCCGAUGGUCUGUCUAACAAAGGCAUCGAGUUGAAGCAUGGCUCCCAGAAGUUACAACAAGAAUCUUGUUGGGAUCUUUCCCGGCAGACUUCUCCAGCCAAAAGCAGCGGUCCUGCGGGGAUGUCCAAUCAGAAGAGGUACGGGCCACCCCACGAGGCCGACGGACACGGGCUCGCCGACACGCCGCAGUCGUCCAAACCCAGUAAUGUUAUGCUCAGGCUCCCCGGCCAAGAGGAUCAUUCUUCUCAAAACCCUUUAAUCAUGCGGAGGCGGGUGCGUUCCUUUAUCUCUCCCAUUCCCAGCAAGAGGCAGUCACAGGAUGUGAAAAACAGUAACACGGAAGAUAAAGGGCGCCUCCUUCACCCACCGAAAGAAGGCCCCGACCGAGCGUUCAAUUCCUAUGCGCAUCUCUCUCACAGCCAGGAUGUCAGAUCCAUCCCGAAGAGAGAAUCCUCCAAGGACCUUCCAAGUCCAGAUAGCAGAAACUGCCCCGCGGUUACCCUCACAAGUCCUGCUAAGACCAAAAUACUGCCCCCUCGGAAAGGCCGGGGCUUGAAAUUGGAAGCUAUAGUUCAGAAGAUCACGUCCCCAAACAUCAGGAGGAGCGCAUCCUCGAACAGCGCGGAGGCCGGGGGAGACACGGUCACUCUCGAUGACAUUCUGUCUUUGAAGAGUGGCCCUCCCGAAGGUGGCAGUGUUGCUGUUCAGGAUGCCGAGAUGGAGAAGAGAAAAGGUGAGCUGGUGUCUGACCUGGUCUGUCCGACAAGCCAGGACCUGAACAUCGAAAAGCCCCUGCCAAGGGCUUCAGAGGAGUGGCGUGGCGGGGGGGAUGACAAAGUGAAGACCGAGACGCACCCGGAGACAGUCACUGCUGGAAAGGACCCCCCUGGCGCCAUGACAUCCGCGACCUCACAGAAGCCUGGGGGUAACCAGGGGAGACCAGAUGGUUCCCUUGGUGGGACUGCACCCUUAAUCUUCUCGGACUCAAAGAAUGUACCUCCAGCGGGCGUGUCGGCCCCUGAGGCAAACCCCAAGGCUGAGGAGAAAGAGAACGAUACAGUGACGAUUUCCCCCAAACAAGAGGGUUUCCCCCCGAAGGGGUACUUCCCAUCAGGAAAGAAGAAGGGAAGACCCAUCGGUAGUGUGAACAAGCAAAAGAAACAGCAGCCACCACCUCCGCCCCCUCAGCCCCCUCAGAUACCAGAAGCUUCUGCGGAUGGAGAGCCAAAGCCAAAAAAGCAGAGGCAAAGGCGGGAGAGGAGGAAGCCUGGGGCGCAGCCAAGGAAGCGGAAAACCAAACAAGCGGUUCCCAUCGUGGAGCCCCAGGAACCCGAGAUCAAACUAAAGUAUGCCACCCAGCCACUGGAUAAAACCGAUGCCAGGAACAAGUCUUUUUUCCCUUACAUCCAUGUAGUGAGUAAGCGUGACCUUGGGGCCGUGUGUACAAUCAUCAAUGCGGAGGAGGAGGAGCAAACCAAACUGGUGAGGGGCCGGAGGGGCCAGAGGUCGCGGACGCCGCCGCCCAGCAGCGCAGAGAGCAAGGCACUGCCGGCCUCGUCCUUCAUGCUGCAGGGCCCCGUGGUGACCGAGUCUUCUGUCGUGGGGCACCUGGUGUGCUGUCUGUGUGGCAAGUGGGCCAGUUACCGCAACAUGGGCGACCUCUUUGGACCCUUUUACCCGCAAGAUUAUGCCGCCACUCUCCCGAAGAACCCGCCCCCGAAGCGGGCCGCGGAGACGCAGAGCAGAGUCAAAGUGCGGCACAAAAGCGCUUCGAAUGGCUCCAAGACGGACACUGAGGAGGAGGAGGAGCAGCAGCAGAAGGAGCAGAGGAGCCUGGCCGCGCACCCCAGGUUCAAGCGGCGACACCGCUCGGAAGACUGCGGCGGCGGCGGCGGCCCUCGCUCCCUGGCCCGGGGGCUCCCCUGUAAGAAGGCCACCGCCGAGGGCAGCAGCGACAAGACUGCUUUGGACUCGAAGCCCUCCGUGCCCACCACUUCGGAAGGGGGCCCCGAGCUGGAGUUACAAAUUCCUGAACUACCUCUUGACAGCAAUGAAUUUUGGGUCCACGAGGGUUGUAUUCUCUGGGCCAAUGGAAUCUACCUGGUCUGCGGCCGGCUCUACGGCCUGCAGGAGGCGCUGGAAAUAGCCAGAGAGAUGAAAUGUUCCCACUGCCAGGAGGCAGGUGCCACCUUGGGCUGUUACAACAAAGGCUGUUCCUUCCGAUACCACUACCCAUGUGCCAUUGACGCAGAUUGUUUGCUCCAUGAGGAGAACUUCUCGGUGAGGUGCCCCAAGCACAAGCCUCCCCUCCCGUUCCCCCUCCCCGCCUUGCAGAACAAGACAGCGAAAGGCAGCCUCAGCACAGAGCAGUCGGAGCGGGGGUGAGGGGGGCAGUGUGCUCGUGGGAGUGGAAAGUACAGCAAGCACAGGUGAGACUGUGGAGAUGAGAGGUGGUGGACACUCGCGAUGGAAGGAACCGUCCUGCUGUGCGGCCCUGCCCUGCCCCGCCCGCCCCGCCAGCACCUCCUCCCCAAG